Messenger RNA from Notolabrus celidotus (New Zealand spotty), 2287 nucleotides. RefSeq names its product ras homolog family member V (gene rhov). Gene Ontology annotation, biological process: small GTPase-mediated signal transduction. The record is from RefSeq and is a predicted model, not a curated record. Bases 130 to 840 code for a protein of 236 amino acids. Gene Ontology annotation, molecular function: GTP binding; GTPase activity. The transcript has 3 exons. NCBI's taxonomy places the organism in Eukaryota, Metazoa, Chordata, Actinopteri, Labriformes, Labridae.
UACCCUAAAGACUUCCCUCCCCUCUCAUGUCGCCCGUCAGUUCGAGCAGCAUCGCCAGCACUUAGUGAUCAAGUAUCACAGAGAUCAGAAAGGAGAGUCUGCGUUCAGAGGUUUAAUGCUCGGCUCGACAUGCCACCUAACAUGGAUUAUUUCUACCACGAGUCCCGAGUCCCCUCAGCUUGCGGGCUGACCCGGGAGGACGAGCUGGAUCCCGAGGUCAUCAGCUGUAUGCUGGUCGGAGACGGAGCUGUGGGGAAAACCAGCAUGAUUGUGAGCUACACCUCCAAUGGAUAUCCGGCAGAGUACCAACAGACUGGCUUUGAUGUCUUUUCUGGUCAGGUCCAAGUAGAAGGAUCUCCAGUCAAAGUUCAGCUUCUGGACACUGCUGGACAGGAAGAGUUUGAUGAAUUCAGAGCUCUGUCCUACGCCCACACAGAUGUCUUCCUCCUGUGCUUCAGCAUGGUCAACCCCACCUCAUUUCACAACAUCACCAAGAAGUGGGUUUCAGCAAUACGGGCUCAAAACCCGUCCUCGCCUAUCGUUCUUGUUGGGACUCAAUCCGACCUCUUGCUAGAUGUGAACGUCCUCAUCAACCUGGACCAAUCCAACGUCAAGCCUGUUCUGAGCUCCAGAGCCCGGAGCAUGGCGGAGAAGAUCAGGGCUACGGACUACAUUGAGUGUUCCUCACUCACGCAAAAGAACUUGAAGGAGGCGUUUGAUGCAGCCAUCUUUGCAGCCAUUAAGAACAAAACUCGCAAGAACAAGAAGAGGAGAUUUUCUGACAGGCGCACUAAAGCUUUCUCCAGGUGCAGCUGGAAGAAGUUCUUCUGCUUUGUCUAAACCUACUAACAGACUCUGAACCCUGUGGGUUAUGGACUAAACUCUUAUUUAUUUAUAUUAGCUUUGAGGUCACAGCUUUGAUCUGUGGCAUCCACCCCUCCUACAUAUUUGGCAUCUUUUACUCCGGGAUGCCAAAUGGUGCAGAGAAGUAAAACAUGAGCAGAGUUAGCAUACAGAGAGGAUUAUGGGUCAUUCUCAGAAAGGGUGAGGUUUCACUCAGGACAGCUGUGUUUUUUACAUUAUAUCCAAAUAUGUUAUUGUUCCAGGGUUAUAUAAAAACAUAACUAACAUGUUGUAUAGUUCAGGUUUGUGCUACCUUUUGAAUUCACUAUUUGUGAGCCUUUAUGAGAAAAGCACAGUGACGUGAGUCAAAGGAGGCCAACAUAUAACCAACAUACAGCCACAGAGAGAGAGAGUGCAGGUCGUCAUGUAAAUGUUGUUGAUUUGCAUGCUGUGCUUUGCAGCUUUCAAUGCAAGUGAGAGAGAAACAGACAGUGUCCGGGCUCUGUUUGAGCACAUGGGCGUUAGCUACUUCUCUGUUGUAUUCGUGCUGUCUGGCUGCACCAGCCUAUUUAUAUGCAACAGCUGCAAGUUCAUGUUGCAGUGCAAGAUGCCACAUUCUUACCUGUGUGUGAAAGCUCCCCUGACUGGUAUUUUCUAGUCUGCAAGUUAGUUAUCCGGCAAUCGUACCACCACGUAUACCUGUGUUUACUGACAAUUCAUUAGCUAAUUUUUGGAAAAUAGUCUUAGAAUUAUAUUUUUUUCUGACAAACCUGAAAUAGAUAUAUUUUUUACAUCUUAAUUCUCAGAUUGACAUAGGAACUUGCUUGGAAAUCCUCUUCUCUGGGCUGAAAGGUUUCAUGGGAACAGUAAUCAUUGGCUUUUCGUGCCUUCCUCCCAUCAAUCUGCAUCUGUGAAAAGUGGCACUGCAGGAGUCUUGACUUCCACCCUGCAGUCCCUCCCACCUGGCUUUUUAUUCUGGCCUCUUUGUUAGUAAGCUGAAUACACUCCUUAUCUCCUCAAUGGGCCUGUAUGCAUAGACUUAUAGCCCGCAAAACUGCCUCUGUUUGAAUGUAAGUGUAAGCCAAUACACUGUAUGAGAAGCCUUGAUAUGGAUGUGCAAAAGAGAUUCAUAUUUUGCAUCCCAGUUUAAAAAUAUCUGGAGGUUUUACAAGUGACCAGAGUUCGGGCUUUACUGUAUUAUGCUUCUUGUGGAAGUGGAUUGAAUAUAAAUGUUAUUCUGUUUGUGAAAACAGGUUAUUUUUCAUGUUUUAUGUAUAUGAUAUAUAAAUUACGACAUGGAUUUUAAACGCAAUACUACUCACAAACUGGUUUUGUUACCAUUUGUAUCCCUGUCAUUAAUCUGACUCAACCAUCUCCCUCUCUGAUAUGUGUCUUUUUUACAUGUUGGAGCGAUGUGAUGCAAAUAAAUGAAGUGCAAAUUAUA